GUCAAGUAGCGAGAACCUCCAAAUCUAUAAAUGCUCACCGUCUGAGUCACCAAGCCAUAAACCGCAAGACAUGGUUUGCGAAUCGGCACGUCCUAUACGCGUCCAAUGCUGGCGUUGUUGCAAAUUUGUCUGUUCGCAGCACACACUGACCGCCUUUCCUCAGUCGUAAAUAGUUUAUAAAAGCCAUGGAAUCAAGUUGCUUCUCACUCGAGUGGUUUGUAGAUCAAAUGCCAACUGGACUUGCGACCAAUUCGACGGUUUCAAGCGAGGCUCUUUGAGUGACCGCGGAACUCUUAUGUGCCCUUGAUAGACCAUAGAAAAUGGCCGAUACGAAUGUCUUGAUCAUCGGCUGUGGGGUUGCUGGACCCGUUUUGGCUUUGCUACUGCAGGCCAAGGGUUUCAAUCCGAUAGUCUUUGAGAAGGUUCAGAAGCUUGGAGAUGCAGGCGCAUCUUUGAUGCUAAUGCCGAAUGGCAUGAAAGUGCUAGGUGUCGUGGGGCUAGCCGAAACAAUCUAUUCCUCGUCCUUUCCAAUCGAGGCGUACCAAGAUUACACUGCCAAGGGAGACUUGCUUGGCUCCUCGAUCCUUCCUGGACAAUUUCAGCAGCGAUACGGACAGAAAGCAACAGGCAUUAAGCGUACGACACUGAAUCUCACUCUCAAGGACCGGAUGCUAAGGAGUGGUAUCGAGUUGAGAGAAGGGCGGGAGCUUUGUGACAUCCAGGAGGAUGCAACUUCGGUCACUGCGUGUUUCACCAAUGGCGAACGAGUGCGUGGUCUCUUCCUCGUCGGCUGCGAUGGGAUUAAAGGAGUUUCGCGCAGUUGCUUGCUGAAGCGGAAAGGCAGAGCAGAAUCAGCUCCGAUCUUUACUGGUCUCACCCAAAUAGCCGGAAUGAGCCCGCUGCCUCAGCAAUUGGAAGCGCCUUCGAUGAGAAACUGGUACGGCGAAGGUGUGCAUGUUAUUUCGUAUCCGGUAUCCCGUGAUUGCAUCUCGUGGGCAGUGACACUGCCUCAGGCUGAUGAGAGCCCCGAGUCAUGGCGUCUCUAUGAAGGAGGCACCAUGCAGGCACUCAAGGAAGAGCUCUCGCUCGUCUUGUUGAAAGACUUCGAACCAGGUGUCAUUCAGAUGGUUCAGACGGCGGAACGGUUGCUGAGAUACGGACUGUUCGAUAGAGCUACACUUGAGGUAGAUGAGUGGAACAGCAGCCGAUGUGUCUUGGUCGGUGAUGCUGCUCACCCUACAUCGCCACAUCUGGGCCAAGGGGCUAAUCAGGCAUUGGAAGACUGCUUCCACUUGAGCGAAGCGUUAGGCAACAUUAGUCGGCUGUCCCGUGCCGCGGAUCUUGAUCAACCGGACCUACUUUCCAUCUUCCGACAGUAUGCACGCAGAAGGCAGCCUCGGACAGCAGCAUUGGUCAAGGGGGCACGAGCGGCGGGCGAGAAGCGAGUGGUAACGACAGGGAUGGGGGACUGCGAGGCAAGGAAUAGGAGAGUGGCGGCGGAAUGGCAAGACAUCGUAGGCAUCAGAGCAAAGUUCGACGGUAUAUGCAAAGAGCCCUUCGAGGCCGCAUUUAUCUAACUAGAUGUUUAAUAAAAUAGCAUGAAAAGAA
Molecule: messenger RNA, 1608 nt
Organism: Truncatella angustata
Lineage: Eukaryota; Fungi; Ascomycota; Sordariomycetes; Amphisphaeriales; Sporocadaceae
Exons: 1
Coding region: 321-1577 (418 amino acids)
Molecular function (GO): monooxygenase activity; FAD binding
Source: RefSeq, a predicted model, not a curated record